UUAAGAUAUUACACUCACCAAACAAACAAACAAAGAAAACAAAAAUGGCAAGAAGCAUGAAGUUAGCGUGUGUUGUUUUGGUGAUGUGCAUGGUAGUUAUUGCACCUAUGGCAGAAGGUGAUAUCUCAUGUGCAGAUGUAAUUAAGGAAUUUAGUUCAUGUCUUACAUAUCUUGAAGCUCCUGAUAAUGCUAGUCCUUCAACUCAAUGCUGUGGAGGAGUGAAGAAGCUUCUUGAUGCCGCCACCACCACUGCUGAUCGUCAGGCUGCUUGUAAAUGCUUGAAAUCAGCAGCCGGUUCUAUUUCAAAAUUGAAUACUAACAAUGCUGCUGCCCUCCCUGGCAAAUGUGGUGUUAGCAUUCCUUACAAGAUCAGUACCUCCACCAACUGUAACACCAUUAAGUUUUGAAGAUGAUGGUGCGGUUUCAAGAUUCUCAUAUGGAAACUUCUCACUAGUAUUUUGAGAGUGUCAUUUAAUAAUACUUGUUAAGAAUAAUAUCUAAUGAGAGUGGCGAAGGCUCAUCUUAUAUGUGGUCCUAUAUCCAUCCUCUUGUUGUACUUCAUGUUUCGAUGUAUCAAUCUAAUCUUAUAAUUGAGUUUUAUUUCC
Molecule: messenger RNA, 605 nt
Organism: Vicia villosa (hairy vetch)
Lineage: Eukaryota; Viridiplantae; Streptophyta; Magnoliopsida; Fabales; Fabaceae
Product: non-specific lipid-transfer protein 2-like
Exons: 2
Coding region: 45-407 (120 amino acids)
Biological process (GO): lipid transport
Cellular component (GO): membrane
Molecular function (GO): lipid binding
Source: RefSeq, a predicted model, not a curated record